Messenger RNA from Oncorhynchus tshawytscha (Chinook salmon), 4028 nucleotides. Its product is annotated as LHFPL tetraspan subfamily member 2a protein. The transcript has 4 exons. The coding region runs from base 2134 to 2811 and encodes 225 amino acids. NCBI's taxonomy places the organism in Eukaryota, Metazoa, Chordata, Actinopteri, Salmoniformes, Salmonidae. The record is from RefSeq and is a predicted model, not a curated record. Gene Ontology annotation, cellular component: membrane.
ACACGCACACACACACACACACACACACACACACAUACACCAUUGUGUAAAACAAUAGUAAUUACCAGCAGUAAGGCUUUUUUAGGAAGAGGAACUUGCUCAGCGCUAGGUCGUCCAAGCCCUCCAGGUGUGUGUGUGUGUGUGUGUGUGUGUGUGUGUGUGUGUGUGUGUGUGUGUAGUCAUAACAAAGACACAGAGCUCUGCUCCACUGUAAACAAACUGAGCUGGAGACAGCCCACUGCCCUUAUCUCUCUGCUGUCACAAGGACUGUGUCAAGAAUGCCCUUGAUGUGAGUGUGUGUGUCAACUUCUUCAUCCAAAGUUAUAUCAAAACUCCUACUUACAUGGUGGUUUUAUUUCAAGCUAGUUUGAGGGUGUUGUAUUUUCUUUCAUCAAUAUAUAUAUUUUAAAGGAAACAACUCAAAGUAGCUAACUAUAAAAGCCUGUCAACCAUUUUAAUCUGGUGAUGAUGGUUUUAGGAUGUGGUUUCCUCAAACCUCCUUGGUUGAAUCUGCUCAGUAGUAAGUCCCUGUACCAGUAACUUUUUCCCAGCUUCAUUCACAUUUCAAGAAGCACAAUUAUACGUUUGAGAGUUCCUGGCACCAGUUGUCCCUUUCCCCAGUCGCAACAGCCCAUUCUCCCUGCUCCUCUGCCCUGUAAACUUAACACAAUGUCAACUAAUACACAAAAGCUCUUAUUUCUUACUAUUCCUGUUUUCCAAUGUGGUGCAUUCACAACCCUGAACUGAGAUAUCUGCUAUGAAUGGGCUCCAUCUCUCCAUUCAUUCAGACUAAAACGCACCAGACCACCAGACAACAAGCACUAGAGACUACGUGUGAAUGGGAGAUGGCACAGUACAACCAUUCACAUAAGUCAAGUAGGUUCAACUAGGAUUUCAGUGUUGCCUUUUUCACUGCAGUAAUACAUGUAGUAUGGCUAUGACCUCUAACUACUCUGGCUCCUCUGAAGAACGUGAAGUGUUCAACCUGAAUGACAUUGGCUUGUGUUGACCACACAACAACGACAUGAGUGUGCAUGGCAUAAGAUCAUGUAGGAAUGGAGCAGGGUUAACCCAUAUGGGCACACAGAACAGGGCAUAACUCCCCUCAAACGUCCUCCAGUAAAACUAGAACGUUUUAAUGAAACGAGAGAGAGAGAGAGAGAGAGAGAGAUUAAACGGUAACACGAGAAUAACGUCACUCGCUCUCAGAUGUAAGCAGACUGGUCCGGAGAAAACCGCUUGCGCCUCACUCAUUCGUGGUCGAAGAGAGAAAGCGUGGGGUAGAAAUAGACUUGGACCAAGGAAUCGUGUGGGUAGAGGCAGCACACGGCAUUAUCCACAAAGAAACGUGUAACGCAAAAAUAGUGGUUUUAAAAAGUUAUUUCCGCCAGUUGGAUUUUUUUUUAUUGAAAAGCGCCCAUAUUCAUCGCUGGACGUUUUGCAAAACGUGGAAAACCUACCCGUUCUGAAGAGAAGACUUGCAUAACCAGGUCUGAAGUGAACCUGACUCUGGCUCGUCCUCAAGACUCCACACAAAAGGUGUGUAGUUGGUGAGAAGCCAGCUGGCUGGCCCUGGAGACACGCCUUCACUACGAUGUAGAGUCCAGAAGAGAGAGAACGAGAGAGAGAGAGAAAGACGAAAGCGAUACUGUUUUCUCGCUACGCACAAGACAGGAUAGAGAGCAAGUGAAAGAGGGUGAGUAAGACAGUGGGAAGGACGGAAAGAAAAGAUCGAGUGACCGAGCAGAAAGAAGGAACAAGAACAACAGCAGUGCCCGAACCACAUCAGGAGGAGAUAAGAGCAGAGAAAGAGAGGGACACUGUGAAUCAUUGACCUCAGGCCCUGCCUCCAAACCAGCCUCUCCCGCCCUCCUCCUCCUCCUUCCUCCUUUCCCUGCGUUGGAACUGUUCACUCUCUCCCACACCUCUGUCACAACAGGAACCCAUUCUUUGCUCUCUCCCUCCACCCGUUCCCCUCUUCCUGAAGACCCCUGAGGACUUGAACCUUCACCUUUGACCCCACCUGUGUGACCCCUGGAUGACAGUCCACCUCUCCCGGAAUCAACCCCGUCAAACUUCACUGAACAGAAACACCAGGAACACUUCAGACGCACUGCCAACGUCAACACCACCAUGUGUCACGUGAUCGUGACCUGUCGCUCCAUGCUGUGGACUCUACUCAGCAUCGUGGUCGCUUUCGGCGAGCUCAUCGCCUUCAUGAGCACCGAUUGGCUGGUGGGCUCCCCCCGGACACCGGACGCCGUCUUCAGCCCUCACGGCGCCACUGCAGCCGGCGAGGCCUACCGGCCCACCCUGGGCAUCUACGGCCGCUGCAUCAAGCUGCCCCACCUGCAGCGCGGCGUGCUGUGUGGGCCGUACGCCGCGCACUUUGGGGAGAUCGCCAGCGGGUUCUGGCAGGCGGCGGCCAUCUUCCUGGCGGCGGGCAUCCUGCUGCUAUGUGCCGUGGCCUUCAUCUCCGUCUUCACCAUGUGCUUCCAGAGCAUCAUGAAGAAGAGCAUCUUCAACGUGUGUGGACUGCUGCAGGCCAUCGCAGGUCUGUUUCUGAUCCUGGGUCUGAUGCUAUACCCUGCAGGCUGGGGUUCAGACAAGGUGCAGCUGUACUGUGGUCAGGACGCGGCUCCCUACCGGUCGGGGCUGUGCACCAUGGGCUGGGCCUUCUACACAGCCAUGGGGGGCACCGUGCUCACCUUUGUCUGUGCUGUGUUCUCCGCCCAGGCUGAGAUCGCCACGUCCUCAGACAAGGUGCAGGAGGAGAUUGAGGAGGGCAAGAGCCUUAUCUGCCUGCUCUGAGGCUGACGAGGAGGAAUGUCACGUCCUACCCCCUCGUCUCCACUCUGGGGCCCAGCUGUCAAUCAAACGGAGCCCCCCCCAAUAUUGUUUACCACUAAGACUGACUCUCUGACCUUUGACCCUGUAUUGUUGUUAUUGUUGAUGUGGGAGAAAUCUACAGUGCCAAGCUUUUCACAAACGUGUGUUUCAGUGUAUUUCCUCUCUCCGCCACCAGAGGUGCUGUCUGUCUGUGUUCUGUGUGUUAUUAUUUGUAAUGUGUGCCAGUACCAGCUACCCUGACACCAGUAAGUUUGUAUUGUAAAUAAGUGUGCAUAUACUGUACAUAGUGAUGAUGAUGAUGAUCUGAGAAUGGUGGUCCUCUCAGCUCUGUUCAGGCUGUGUUUUAAAUGAUGUCACUCUCACCUUGAAUCCUGGUGUGAUGAUGUCACGACCUGAAGAUCCGCCUACCUGGUGCUAGUCAACUGUAAUAACUUAAAAUCCCAGAGAGAAGUUGCCCCUGGCUACAGAUCUAGGAUCAGAAUUCCCAACCCCAAAUCAUAACCUGAACCUAAUGGGGAGGAUCAAAUAACAUCUGACCCUGGACCAGCGGUUAGAGGGAACUUCUGCCAGCGCCAACUCAAGCCAGGUGUGAGUAAAUUUACAAGGGAACCACUACUCAGUCCAGUAAACUACUCUCAGACAUUGGCUUAGUUUAGUAUGGAAUCGUGAUGUCCUUACAGCUUACAGAAUGUACUGUCAAUUGAAAUGACCAAUGUGUGUCUUCUUGGACCCUUGAAAUGACCAAUGUGUGUCUUCUUGGACCCUUGAAAUGUAUUGAUGCGACACCUACACCAGCCAUGGUUCACACGGACUGCAUGAGCUUGCUAAGAGAGAGCUGUGGUGUGUUUGUGUGUGUGUGUUUGUUAUUGUGUGUGAGAGACUGCCUGGACCCCCCCCAUCCCUGAUGAUCCUAGCCUGGUCUCGUUGAGGUCCUCCUCAGCCGACUCCCUAUAAUCUAUGGACAAAGACUUGGACAACAACACACAAGUAUUCAUAUGAGUGUCUUGUUUCAGGGAGGACUCUUAUUCCUGCGACACCAAGGGAGGACUGUUAUUCCGGCAACACCAGCCACAGCGCUGGAGAGAAACUGUUGAAACGUGUGUUGUUGAAUGGUCAGCCCACUUUCCCAGCACCUCGGUCCGUCUCUGCCAAACCAAUAAAAACAGAAAGAGAAGGUG